UCUUCUCCUAGGUGCCAUGGCCUCGAGGAGUCGGGUAAAAGAUCUCCAAAAGGCUGUUAUCUGUUCCCUUUGCCUGGAUUAUUUUAACGACCCGGUGAUUCUCAAGUGUGGACACAACUUCUGCCGAGCCUGCAUCAUUCAGUGCUGCAAGGAACCCAAAGCCUCCCCCUCGUACCCCUGCCCUCAGUGCAGAGAACCCUUCCGGGAAGGAGAAUUCCAGCCUAACUGGCAGCUGAGGAACGUAGUGGAAAUCGCCAAAAAAUUCCCAGAGCCCAGGGAGAAGAAAGCGUGUGAAAAACAUGAGGAGCUUUUGAAACUCUUCUGUGAAGUGGAUCAAGCCCCCAUCUGCCUGGUGUGCAGAGAGUCCCGCAGCCACAAAGACCACGCCGUGCUCCCUAUCGAGGAGGCUGCCCAGGAUUACCAGCAACAAAUUCGGAGCCGUUUGAAGAUUUUGAGAAGAGAGAGAGACAAGAUUCUGUCGUAUAAAUCGAGUGGGGAAGAUACAAGCCAGGAACUACUGAAACAGCUGGAAACUGAGAGGCAGAAGAUUGUGGCUGAAUUUCAGCGACUGCGCCAAUUUCUGGAGGAACAAGAGCGACUCCUGCUGGCUCAGCUGGAAGAGCUGAAUCAGGAAAUUGAAAAGAGGAGGGCUGAGUAUGUUGCCAAACUAUCUGCGGAACUAUCCUCUUUCAGUUCCCUGAUCAGUGAGAUGGAGGAGAAGUGCCAGCAGCCAGCGAGUGAAUUCCUGCAGGACAUCAAAGGCACCUUGAGCAGAUGCGAGAGGGAGAAGUUUCAGAACCCAGUGGUCUUUUCUUCUGAACUGAAAUGGAGAAGCUGGGAAUCUUCUCAAAAAAAUGCAGCUGUGAAGACCAUAAUGAAGAAAUUCAAAGACUCACUGUUGUCUAGACAGCGGUUGGACAAAGCAAACGUGACCCUGGAUCCAGACACAGCCCAUCCCCAACUCAUUGUGUCUGCAGGUCGGAGAAGUGUGAGAUGGAGCACACGGCAAGAUCUGCCUGACAACCCUGAGAGAUUUGACACUGUGCGCUGUGUGCUGGGCUGUGAGGGAUUCACCUCCGGCAGACAUUACUGGGAGGUGGAGCUGGAGGUGGAGGAGCGGGGACUCUGGUCUGUGGGGGUGACCAGAGAGUCUGUGAGCAGGAAGGGAGAGAUCGACUUUACCCCUAAGCAGGGGAUCUGGGUUGUGAAGGGCAGAGGAGAUCAGUACCGGGCUCCCACGUCCCCUGCGCAGAGCAUCCCCUUCCCCCCGAGCCGGGGACCCCGCCGGAUCCGGGUUUAUCUGGACUAUGAAGGGGGGCGGGUGGCGUUUUUUGAUGCUGGUACCGGGGACCCGAUUGUCUCCUUCCCGCCGGCCUCUUUCGCCGGGGAGAGAAUCCGCCCGCUCUUCCGGGUUACUGCUGGUGACCCGUUCUUCUGGUUUCUUCGUCGUGCUACUGCCGCGGCCCAGCCUGGUUCUAGUUUGCGGCUCACCCUGUGCCCCUGAGGUGCCCUGUCUGUGCCCACGAAACAGGCUCCUCUAGCCCCCCCCGAUCUCUGUCACCUGGAAGACCCAGCCCCCCCCCAGGGCUGAAGGGGGGUGACGCUGUACCCGGAGCUCUGUGGCUGUGGAGCUCUGUGUGUGGUGCUCUAGGAUCAGGCUCUGUGCUCCUGGGAGGCCAACUCUGUGUGCAGGGUGGGGUGCGGUCCCACAG
This is a messenger RNA of Chelonoidis abingdonii (Abingdon island giant tortoise), 1712 nucleotides long. RefSeq names its product E3 ubiquitin-protein ligase TRIM7-like. Gene Ontology annotation, molecular function: zinc ion binding; protein binding. The record is from RefSeq and is a predicted model, not a curated record. NCBI's taxonomy places the organism in Eukaryota, Metazoa, Chordata, Testudines, Testudinidae.